This is a messenger RNA of Ipomoea nil (Japanese morning glory), 1575 nucleotides long. Its product is annotated as sugar transport protein 12-like. NCBI's taxonomy places the organism in Eukaryota, Viridiplantae, Streptophyta, Magnoliopsida, Solanales, Convolvulaceae. The record is from RefSeq and is a predicted model, not a curated record. Gene Ontology annotation, biological process: monosaccharide transmembrane transport. The transcript has 4 exons. Gene Ontology annotation, cellular component: membrane. Bases 1 to 1575 code for a protein of 524 amino acids. Gene Ontology annotation, molecular function: monosaccharide transmembrane transporter activity.
AUGGCGGGUGGUGGUUUUGGCCCUGAUCCGGGCACUGGAAAAGCAUACCCUGGAAAUCUCACUGGUUAUGUCACUUUUACUUGCAUCGUUGCUGCCAUGGGAGGCCUUAUUUUCGGUUACGAUAUCGGGAUUUCAGGGGGUGUGACAUCUAUGGAUUCGUUCUUGGAGAAGUUUUUUCAUUCUGUAUACAUAAAGAAAAAUGAGGAUACGUCUACGAAUCAGUACUGUAAGUUCGACAGCGUUACAUUAACGUUGUUCACCUCGUCAUUGUACUUGGCUGCGCUGUUCUCCUCCCUGGUUGCCUCGUAUGUUACCCGAAAACUGGGGAGAAGACUUUCCAUGCUCCUCGGAGGUCUUCUCUUUUGCGCCGGAGCUUUGCUUAACGCCUUUGCUCGCGACGUCGCCAUGUUGAUCAUCGGCCGCCUUCUCCUCGGUUUUGGUGUCGGAUUUGCCAAUCAGUCGGUUCCGUUGUACCUGUCGGAGAUGGCGCCCUACAAGUAUCGAGGAGGGCUCAAUAUGUUGUUUCAGCUAUCAAUCACAAUUGGGAUCUUAGUGGCCAACGUUUUGAACUUCUUCUUCGCCAAGAUCACGUGGGGAUGGCGGCUGAGCUUGGGCGGCGCCGCCAUCCCGGCGGUGUUCAUCAUCAUCGGCUCCAUCAUCCUCCCGGAGACACCCAACUCCCUGAUCGAGCGCGGCAACCACGACGUGGCCAAAGAGCGGCUCAAGAGGAUCAGGGGAAUCGACAACGUGGACGAAGAGUUCAACGACUUGGUCGAGGCGAGUGAGGCCUCCCGGAAAGUGGAGCAUCCAUGGCGGAACAUGUUGCAGAGGAAGUACAGGCCGCAGCUAACUAUGGCGAUCAUGAUCCCAUUUUUUCAACAGUUUACGGGGAUUAACGUUAUCAUGUUCUACGCUCCCGUGCUGUUCAACACCCUGGGCUUCGGGGAUGAAGCUUCGCUUGUGUCCGCUGCCAUCACCGGCGCUGUUAACGUUUUUGCCACCUUUGUCUCCAUUUACUACGUCGAUAAAUUGGGGCGUAGGUUCUUGUUCCUCGAGGGUGGCAUUCAGAUGUUGAUCUGUCAGGUGGUGAUUGCCAUCUGCAUUGGGGCGAAAUUCGGGGUGACUGGAUAUGCCGGCGAUUUACCAAAGUGGUUCGCCUUUGUGGUGGUGGCUUUCAUCUGCAUUUACGUGGCCGCAUUCGCAUGGUCAUGGGGGCCUCUGGGGUGGCUGGUUCCCAGCGAGAUCUUCCCACUGGAAAUCCGAUCCGCCGCGCAGAGCAUCAACGUGGGAGUCAACAUGAUCUUCACCUUCAUCAUCGGACAGGUGUUCUUGAUGAUGCUGUGCAGCAUGAAGUUCGGGCUGUUCCUGUUCUUCGCCGCCUUCGUGGUGGUGAUGACGGCGGCGGUCUACUUCUUCCUGCCGGAGACCAAGAACAUCCCCAUUGAGGAGAUGGUGGUUGUUUGGAAGGAGCACUGGUACUGGAAGAGGUUCAUGACGGGGGUUGAUUUUCCGGGGAAAACAGCGCCGGAGGUUGAAAUGGGGAUCGGAGGAGAAGGUGGGCACAAGAAUGUGUGA